Molecule: messenger RNA, 1396 nt
Organism: Vollenhovia emeryi
Lineage: Eukaryota; Metazoa; Arthropoda; Insecta; Hymenoptera; Formicidae
Product: alpha-tocopherol transfer protein-like
Exons: 7
Coding region: 116-1096 (326 amino acids)
Cellular component (GO): membrane
Molecular function (GO): phosphatidylinositol bisphosphate binding
Source: RefSeq, a predicted model, not a curated record
AAUCGGCAUUCCUGUCUCAACUCACGUUUGUGAACAUUCGUUAAAAUUACUCCUAUCUUCACAAAACUUGUGAAAUUGACAUAAUAUCCAUCGUGCUGCAAUCCAGUCAGAUACAAUGGCAUUAUCCGUGUCUCUUAAAGACAUUAAACCUUCGCUGGAUCCAAAAACCAAACAAAUAUUAUACGAGAUCUGGCAGAAGGACGCUCCGAAGUUAAUGUUUGGUGAACACCAACUUUGCGUCGAAAUGAACGCAGUCGGUGAAUUUUUUGUCGAGAAAGCCAAGAAGGAGUUGCGGGAAACGCCGGAAGUUGUCGCCCAAGGUUUCAAGGAAUUGAAAGAGCUUCUUUCAGAGAAUCCUGAUCUGAAUGUACCGAGAGAUGUGGAAGACUACUUACUAGUAUUUUUACGUCCAUGCAAAUGGUAUGCGAAAAGUGCUUUCUCGCUACUAAAACGAUAUUUUCAAUACCGCCUAAACUAUCCAAACGUGUAUAAAGAUUUAACCAUCACCAAAGAUAAAACUGCAAUUUGCGCCGGUGUGAUAUAUCCACUGCCGCUUCGUACAUUUGAGGGAUGCAGAGUUAUAGUAGUCGAGGGUGGAAAACAUUGGAAUCCGAAGCAAGUGUCGACUCAUGAAUUUUUCAAAGGCGUGAUACUCAUCCUGUUCCUAGCAUUUCUCGAAUACAGAACUCAGAUCGCGGGUGUGCAUAUUAUUUUAGACGUCGGAGGUUUGUCACUCAAUCACAUCACAUAUCUUACACCGUCAUUUGCGAAAAUGUUAGUAGACUUUAUUCAGAAAUCUAUGCCCACUCGCCUCAAAGGUAUUCACAUUGUGAAUCAGUCCCGUAUCUUCAGUAUAGCAUUCGCGAUAUUCAAACCGUUCUUGGAGGAGAAGGUUCGCAGUCGGAUUCACAUUCAUGGGACAAACUGGGAAUCCUUAAUGGCUUUUGUAGAUAAGAAGGCAUUGCUCCAGAGGCAUGGAGGUGAAAUAAAAAUGGCAGAAGAACAAUACGGUGUGACGCUGUGGCAGAAUAUGCUUUGUUGCGAACCUGCCUUUUUAGCUGAACUGCAAUAUGGAUUCAAAACUGAUAAACAAUAGCUGCAGAAAGGGUCAAUACGUUUUACCAUUGACGACUAUUAUGGUCGACUAUUAUCAAUUAUAUGCUUGAAGCUGUAAUAAGAGUGUUAAAAUUAAUGGGGUCUGGUACCUGAUAAGAUGCAGCUCAAGAGUGUUACGAUAUUCUGAAAGUCGCAAUUGUGCAAAAAGGGUACAAAGUGUAUGUUACCUAAUGAUACGUAGACUUCAUCUAGUAGAUAUAGAGUUUGUAUUUAAAGAUGUAAAUAUAUUAUAUAAAUGGCCGACAGAAAAAUGUUGCAAAACUGUAAUUUAUGAAUAAAA